GUUUAAGUACUUCAACGACCAGCUUCCUUCAAGAGUCAUGGCUGCCGUCGUCUUCCUCUUGGUUCUCACUGCCUUGUGCUCAUCCACGGAGCUUGCCCAUGCACAAGAUGAAGAUGCUCCCAUAACAAGGCACUACAAAUUCAAUAUAAGAAUGAAGAAUGUCACGAGACUGUGCGUAACAAAGCCUAUAAUCACGGUCAAUGGACAGUAUCCCGGCCCUAGGAUCGUGGCAAGGGAAGGGGACAGAGUUAUUGUGAAGGUGGUGAACCAUGUCCCCAACAAUAUAACCAUUCAUUGGCAUGGGAUCAGGCAGCGGCGGAGUGGGUGGGCAGAUGGACCUGCCUACAUAACGCAGUGCCCAAUUCAAAGAGGGCAGAGCUACACCUACAACUUCACCGUCACAGGGCAGAGGGGAACCCUCUUCUACCACGCCCACAUCUCCUGGAUCAGAGCCACCGUCCAUGGCCCCAUCGUCAUCCUCCCCAAGCGUGGCGUCCCUUACCCCUUCCCCAAGCCCCACAAGGAAGUUCCCAUUCUGUUUGGUGAAUGGUGGAACAAGGACGCUGAAGCUGUUAUUAGUCGAGCUCUGCGAACAGGCGGGGGCCCCAAUGUCUCAGAUUCAUACACCAUCAAUGGUUUGCCAGGACUCUUGUACAAUUGCUCUUCCAAAGAUACCUUCAAGCUAAGAGUGAGCCCCGGAAAAACAUAUUUGCUGCGCUUAAUCAACGCUGCUCUCAAUGAUGAACUCUUCUUUAGCAUCGCAAACCACACUCUCACUGUGGUAGAAGCUGAUGCCGUCUAUGUGAAGCCCUUCCAGACAGAUGUGCUGCUUAUAACUCCUGGUCAGACCACCAACGUUCUCCUCCAAGCCAAGCCUUAUAGCCCCAACACCACCUUCCUCAUGGCAGCUAGGCCUUAUGUCACAGGCCUGGGAACCUUUGAUAACUCCACCACAGUCGGCAUCCUUCAAUACAAGACCAAGCAAGGCCAAUCCAACAGCACUUCCCUGUUCAACGACCUCCCACUCAUAAUGCCCACUCUUCCUGCUCUAAAUGACACUAAUUUUGCUGCAAACUUCAGCAGCAAUUUCAGAAGCUUGGCGAAUUCACAGUUCCCUGCAAACGUUCCCCGCGUAGUUGAUAGGCGCUUCUUCUUCACUGUGGGCCUUGGUAGCUCCCCUUGCCCUAAGAACCAAACAUGUCAAGGACCAAACGGGACUAAGUUCUCAGCCAGCGUGAACAAUGUCUCCUUUGCUCUUCCUGCAACCGCACUGCUCCAAGCCCACUUCUCCAGCCAGUCCGCUGGAGUCUAUACAGCUGAUUUUCCUAGCACGCCUCUCAUUCCUUUCAAUUAUACCGGGACUCCGCCUAACAAUACCAAGGUCAUCAAUGGCACCAAGGUGGUGGUACUGAGAUUCAACACCAGUGUCGAGUUGGUGAUGCAAGACACCAGCGUUCUCGGUGCAGAGGCUCAUCCCCUUCAUCUGCACGGCUUCAAUUUCUUUGUGGUGGGACAAGGUUUUGGCAACUAUGAUCCCAUCAAAGACCCGGCAAAUUUCAAUUUGGCCGACCCUGUGGAGAGGAACACAGUCUCUGUUCCAAGUGGGGGUUGGGUUGCAGUCAGGUUUCUUGCAGAUAAUCCAGGAGUAUGGUUCAUGCAUUGUCACUUUGAGGUACAUUUGAGCUGGGGCUUGAAGAUGGCCUGGGUGGUGUUGGAUGGACCUCUACCUAAUCAGAGGCUCCCUCCUCCACCGUUGGAUCUGCCCAAGUGUUGAUCUGCCUGACCGAUCCUGACCCGUCAUUUUUUUUGUGCUCCUUUUUGCCUUUCAUUGUUGUAUUUUCAUUUCUUUUCUUCAAUUUUUCAUUGUUCUUGCUUUUUUUUUUUCUCUUUUUAAGUUUUUCUCACCCACAUUUUUCACUACCUUGAUGAAAAGCUCUUGAAGUGCCUUUCAAGGCUCUGCCCAUCUUGUGACGCCCUUUUUUCCUUGACAUAAUGGAAAUAAAUCAUCUGUUUUCUUGUUU
Nymphaea colorata (pocket water lily) is the source of this 2021-nucleotide messenger RNA. RefSeq names its product laccase-17-like. Bases 38 to 1774 code for a protein of 578 amino acids. The transcript is spliced from 6 exons. Gene Ontology annotation, biological process: lignin catabolic process. The record is from RefSeq and is a predicted model, not a curated record. Gene Ontology annotation, molecular function: hydroquinone:oxygen oxidoreductase activity; copper ion binding. NCBI's taxonomy places the organism in Eukaryota, Viridiplantae, Streptophyta, Magnoliopsida, Nymphaeales, Nymphaeaceae. Gene Ontology annotation, cellular component: apoplast.